Molecule: messenger RNA, 759 nt
Organism: Fimicolochytrium jonesii
Lineage: Eukaryota; Fungi; Chytridiomycota; Chytridiomycetes; Spizellomycetales; Powellomycetaceae
Exons: 2
Coding region: 1-759 (252 amino acids)
Source: RefSeq, a predicted model, not a curated record
AUGAGAGACAACCUCAAACUGCGCAUCCGAGUCGUCAACCGCACCUCCUGCCCCCUAACCCACGGCGACAUCCUCACCGCUCGCACAACCACCCCGCACCUCAAUUUCGCUUUCCAAUCCCACGUCGGUGCCCACGAGUCCCAGUCCCCCUUCUUCUUCGCAUCCACCGUACGCGCCAGCGACCUCACCGCCAUCCGAUACUCCCUCGAACCUCUCAAAGCGGAGUUAUGUGUUCAGUUCAAGGUGGACUUUGAUGUGGAUAGGGAGAGUGUGCUGGCUGCGCGGGUUUAUGUGGGGAGGAUGGACGGGGACGUUAGGGGCCCGGAGCAUCUCGAGAGGAUUGAGGAGGAUAUGGUGCGGCAGGGCCCGGCUUCUGCACACCCGAGGGCGGAGCUUAAGCUGGGACCGUUCACGUAUACGGUGGAAGCGAGGAUGAAUCCGGAGGUUUGGCCGGUUCUGGAUAUUGUUGUGGAGUGUGAUGUGGCGAGUGGACUGUCGACAUCCCAAGCGGAAAUAUCGGCGCUAAGGUCAAUCAUUGACUCUGAGGAGUCAACGCUGAGGGAUGAUCCAUCGUCAAGUGCUGGCAUCGGAUGGGCUCUAACAUCACGUCAACGCAUCAAGGAGCAAGGCGUAAACGGAAAAGGAUUGUUCAUCAGUUCUAAGCAAGAAGCUUUCGAGUAUUGCCAACGGCUCAAGAGAAACAAGCGAAUGAGAAAGAAAAUCCGGCCCAGAUCAAAUUCUCCGAAUUGCUCGGCCUAA